Molecule: messenger RNA, 6036 nt
Organism: Miscanthus lutarioriparius
Lineage: Eukaryota; Viridiplantae; Streptophyta; Magnoliopsida; Poales; Poaceae
Source: the annotation of a GenBank genome assembly
AUGCCGCUUUUCAUCUCCGACGAGGAGCUCCGGCUCCUCGGCGGCGACACGGCCGCCGUUGCCGAGCGGGCCGACGCCGCCAUCCGUGAGCUCCGGCGCCAGGUGGAUACCGUACGCGCCGAGGCGGACGCCGCUGCGAUUGCUGCCGAGCAGACCUGCGCCCUCCUCGAGCAACGGUACGCCUCCCUCUCCGCCGAGUUCGAUCGCUCCCAGGCCGAGGCCGCCGAGCUCACCGCCGCUGCUGAGCGCCGCGCUGCCGAGCUUGCCUCCUCUCAGGCGGAGAUACAUCAGCUUCGCAUCCAGGCGAUCGCUAAGGAUGGUGAGGUGGAGAGGUUGAAAAUUGAAAUCACGGAGCUGCACAAGUCCAAGUGUCAGUCGCUGGAGUUGAUUGAGCAGAGAGAUUCAGAAAUAAAAGAGAAGGAUGGCAUCAUCCAGAGCUACUACGACAAAAUUGCAAACCUGGCAGAGACUUCUGCUGGUAAAGAGGCUAGGAUACAAGGGGUCGAAGCCAAGUUUACCCAUUGUCAAGCAAUUUGCAAUCGCAUUACCCAGGAGAAGGAGCUGCUUGAAAAACACAAUCUCUGGCUUGAUGAAGAACUGAAAGCAAAAGUGAAGAACUUAGCUGAACUAAGGAAAACAAAUAUGGAUGAGGAGGCUCGGAUGUCAGCAAGGAUUGCUGAGCUUGAAAGAGAGAUUUCUGAAUCUUCUAGCUCCUUGAGGCGAAGCAAAGAACGCAUCUCUGAACUGGAGCAAAGGGUAUCCUACAUGGAAAAGGAGUUGUGCUCAACAAAGGAUGCUGCAGCUGCUAAUGAACAACGUCUUGGUGCGGAGCUUUCAACUGUCAUGAAACUUGCUGAACUUCACAAAGAAAGUUCCGAGGAAUGGUCGAAAAAGGCUGGGGAGCUCGAAGGUGUUAUUAAAGCAUUAGAGACACAUCUGACCCAAGUUGAAGAUGAAUACAAGGAAAAGCUUGAGAAGGAGUCCUUGUCCAGGAGAGACCUUGAAAAGGAUGCUGUCAACUUGAAGCAGAAGCUUGAAAAGUGUGAACUUGAUCUGGAGAAUACAAGGAAGUCCAGUGAAUUGAGCCUCAUUCCAUUGACCAGCAUUGCAGCAGACUCUUCUGAUCUAGUAGACACAACAGUACGAGAACUGCCUAUUUCUGAUGCAGUUAAUCAGAAUGACCUAAUGGUUAUUCCGAAGGUACCUAGUGGUGUUUCUGGAACUGCUUUAGCUGCUUCUCUUCUUCGUGACGGUUGGAGUCUUACUAAGAUCUAUGAGAAAUACCAAGAAGCUACUGAUGCUUUCCUCCAUGAGAGGCAGGGAAGGAGACAUGCAGAAGCAGUUUUGGAAAGGGUUUUGCAUGAAAUAGAAGAGAAGGCUGAGCUUAUCCUAGACGAACGGGCUGAGCAUGAGAGGAUGGUCGAAGCUUAUGCUCUAAUGGAUCAGAAAUUGCAGCAAGCAUUGCUGGAGCACGAUAAUUUUGAAAGCAAUAUUAGGAAUCUAAAGUCUGAGCUGAAAAGACAGGAGCGUGAUCAUAGUGUGGCACAGAAGGAAAUAGAUGACCUGCAAAAACAAGUUGCUGUUCUUCUAAAAGAAUGCCAAGACAUACAGCUUCGUUGUGGUUCUAGCCUUCCUAAUGUAGGCCAUGGCGCUUUUUCUUCAAGCUUAGGCAAUGUUCUUUCUAAUGUAGAGCUUGAUAUCAAGAAUAAUAUGUCUUUUAAAGAUAUCAAUGGGUUAGUUCAGCAAAAUGUUCAACUAAGAAAUCAAGUUCACAUGCUCUCAGCCGAUCUUGACAAAAAGGAUAUGGAACUACAGGAGAGCUUCCAAAUUGAGUUGAAGAAAAUUACAGAUGAUGCUGCGUCCAGGGUUGAAAAAGUUAUGAAGAAAUCUGAAGAACAAGCAAUAAUGAUCGAAUCUCUUCAUCGAUCCGUGGCGAUGUAUCGGAAGCUGUGUGAGGAGCAGCAGAAGGCUCGUUUGAGUGUUGAAUCAGCACCUAGUGCUCUGCAAGAUAGCAGCAGAACGGACCUGAUGGUUCUGUUUGAAGGAUCACAGGAAGUCUCGAAGAAAGCUUAUGAGCAAGUCUCUGAACGAGCCAGAAGCCUUGAUGAAGAGUUGACAAAAUUGAGGACUGAGCUUCAGGCUCUGCGAUCUGAGCGUGAUAAGGCAGUGCUUGAAGCUGAUUUUGCUCGGGACCGGCUUAAUGGGUUUGCAGCGGAGCUUGAGCAUCAGAGGAAGGAGUCUUAUUCUGCUUCACUUAGAAAUGCGGAGUUGAUGCGCUUGGUAGUUGAUUACGAAAGAAGACUUCGUGAAGAUUUGGAUUCUAAGCAAGGUUUAGAGGAGAAUCUAAGGAAGCUAUCAAUGGAGGUGACGACAUUGAAGAAUGCAAAAGAGAAUUUAGAGAAGUCAGAGAAAAAAGCUUUGGAUGAAGUCCGUGAUUUAACGGAGCGAGUGCAUCGUUUGCAGGCUACAAUCGACACAAUCCAUACCACCGAGGAGGUUCAAGAGAAUGCAAGGUCCAUGGAAAGGAGAAAUCAUGAGGAACACAUUAAGCGACUAGAAAGAGAUUGGGCUGAGCUUAAGAAGGAGCUUCAAGAGCAGCGAGAUCAUGUUCGUGUUUUGUCGCUUGACAAGAAAAAUGUGUUUGACAGCUGCAUGAAGCAGGUAGAGGAUAUGAGAAAGGAGCUAAAUAACUCGUGGAAAGCUGCUUCUGAUGCUGAAUCAAGGGCUGCCAUUGCAGAGGCCAAGUGUUCUGAUUUAGAGGCCAAGCUGAAAUCGAGAAAGGUCAUUUCAAGGGAUGGUGGCCAUGAAAUCUCAGCUGCAUCUGAGGAGAAUGAUGAGCUAUUCCAGUUGAAAGAGGAGUUAGAAAAAUACAAGGAGGAAGCACAAGCAAAUAAGAACUACAUGGUUCAGUACAAAGAAAUCGCACACUUAAAUGAAGUCGCGUUGAAGCAAUUGGAAUCUGCCCAUCAGGACUACAAGGCUGAGACCGAGGUUUGCAGGAAAGCCUUGGAAGAUGAGAUUGUUAAGUUGAGGGAUAAGUUAUCAGAAAUGGAGAAGAGUUAUGUCAUGAAGUGUGAAGAAGCUGCCAGUGCGAUUGAAUCUAAAGAGAAGCAAGUCACUUCUCUCAUGAAUGAAAUUUCUGUUUUAAGAACAGAAGUUUCUCAGAAACUACCGCAGUUAGAAAAAUUGGAAAUUGAAUUGGCUUCGUCAAAGAGUUCACUUGAUGAGCAGUAUAAGCGCUGGCGAACCACCCAAGAUAAUUACGAACGCCAGGUUAUUUUGCAAUCUGAGACAAUACAGGAGUUGACAAAUACUUCUAAACAGCUAUCUUCAUUGCAGCAUGAAAUCACUGUACUUCGCCAGGCAGCAGAUGCACUGAAAGCUGAAAAUGAUGGUCUGAGAUCUUCUGGUGAGCAAGAAAAGAUAGGCUUAUUGAAAGAAAAGGAUGAUGCCCUGCAGAAGUAUAAUGAGCUUAAUGAUCAGAAUAGAAUUCUACACAAUCAGUUAGAAGCUUUGCACAUUCGGUUAGCCGAGAAAGAACGGAAUAUUGCUGGGCUUUCAUCACAUCGUACUGAUAACUCACAUGCAGAAGAUGAUCUACAAAGUGUCAUCAGCUAUCUGCGCAGAUCGAAAGAAAUAGCCGAAACAGAGAUAUCAUUGCUUAAACAGGAGAAGUCACGGCUUCAGAUAGAACUGGAAAGUGUUUUAAAGUCUGCCAAGGAGGCACAGGACUUGUUGCGAAGUCAAACUGAUAGUGCCAGAGCGAUGAUGUUGAAGGAUGAAGAAUUCAAGUCACUGCAGAUUCAGGUCAGAGAAGUUAACUUGCUUCGUGAAAGCAACAUACAACUUAGGGAGGAGAAUAGGCACAAUUUCGAAGAAUGCCAGAAAUUCCGUGAAGAAGCUCAAAAGGCUACAAUGGAAUCUGAGAGGUUGCAGAACCUUCUACUGGAGAAGCAGGUAGAGGUUGAAAUGUGCAAAAGAGAACUAGAAAUGCAGAAGGCAGAAAUAGCAAAUCUCAACCAAAGGAUUUCGGAGCUGAUUGAAAAUAGCAAAGGCAUUGAUUUGAACACUUAUGAAGCCAUGAAGAAUGAACUUCAGAAUAUCAAAUCAACCUUGAGAGAGAAUUCUAUGGAGCUUGAAAGUGCAAAGAAACUGGUUUCCGAGAAAGAAGUUGUCAUAAAAAAUUUGGAGGAUAAGCUUUCUGUAUGUCAAUCUGAAUUGGAUUCCAAGGAAAAGAAGCUGAAUGAUGUAGAGGCCUCCCUUAAAUCUGAGAUUGACAAGUAUAAGAAGUUUAAUAUCAACUUAAAGAAAAAGCAUGACCACCUGAUGAAGGAGAAGGGAGGGAUCGCUAAAGAAAAUCAAAGCCUUGUAAAGCAGAUGGAGGAUCUUAAAUCAAGUCAGAAGACAACAUCGGAAACAACACUUGAGCAGGCUAUAAAAGAAAAGGAUUUCAGGAUACAGACAUUAGAAAGAACCCUGGAAAAGGAGAGAGAUGAUAACAAGAAAGAAAAAGCUAAGAGUAGAAGGAACGAGAACACAAUCUUUGGUGCUCUUCAAAAGGUGCAACAGGACAAGAAACAACUGGAAGAGUCUAUAGAGAAGCAUAAGCAGGCUGUGAAAGAGUUGAUUGAGAAUUAUCCUGGAUUAUCAUCUGAAGUGCCACCUGUCUCUGCACUAGAAGAGCAAUUUCUUUCAUACUUCCGUGCAGCUAAAGAUAUGGAGGAAUCUUCUAGUCCCUUCCGUGAUGGUGCAGCGACUCAAACUCCAGUUGUUGAAACUGCCCCUGUGGAUGCAUCUACUUCAGCUGCAGGACGUCCAGUAGAUACUCCGCCAAGGCCAGCUAAAGCUAAAAUGACGGAAGAUAGAGCAGUUCCCAAACCAAGCACUGAAGUGCGUAGGCCUGGAGGAAGAAGACCCCUUGUUCGUCCUACUCUACAAACUGAAGAACCUCAUGCUGAUACAGAUGCAUCAGCUGUUGAUGCCUCCACUGUUGUUCAGGACAAAGGGGGGCCAUCAGUAGAGCGUGAAGCUUCUGGCAUUUUACCUAUGUUACAGCCUUCGAGUCGUAAACGGCUUAUCUCAUCUUCACAGACGAUAGACAGUGCCUCACAGUGUGAGGCUAAUGAUGCCAAUCCUCCAUCUAAGAAGCCCAAGGAGGAAGAAUCUUCACAAGGGACUAGUGAGCUCAAAAGUGGUCAACCACCUCUUGGGGAUGUAGCAGCACAGGUUGGUGUGCUUCCAGCCACUGAUGACCUAGAUGGACAACAGCCUACAGAAGAGAUUGGUACUGAUCAGCCAUCUGUGCCAUUGGUAGAGGCUGAGGCAACAAGGGAGGAUGAUGUGGGUGAUAAAGAUGACUCUGGAGAUGCAUUGAUGGACAUCAAAGGCCAGGAUGCUGAUGUUAAUAUUGACGCAAAUGCAAUUCCCGUAGAAGAUGAGCAUGUGGUGGCAAAGUCAGAGGCAGUAAUUGAAUCAUUUGACGAUGACCAGAAAACAGAAGAUUCGAAGGAAGAUGCUCAGCUUACUACUGCAACUGAUGUUGACGAUGAUAUGGAGGAGGGAGAGUUGCCAGAGGAACCUGAAGAGAAGAGUGAUGUUGAUAUGUCAGAGAUUGAGGGUGAGACUACAGCUGAGCGUGCUGCAGUGGAACCAGACCAAAGUCCUAUAACACAAUCUGGUGUAGCUGAUGCCUCACCAAGCAGAACUGCAGAUGCAUCUGCUGCACGUGAACCUUCCCCUAAUCCAGUCCAAGCUGGUGCAAGUUCUCGGCCCCAGAAUACUAGCACUGCAACAGAGGCACGUGAACCUUCAACUAAUCCAGCCCAAGCCGGUGCAUCUUCUGAACAGCGGAACACCAGAACAAUCAUCAACUUUGAAAGGGCCAGGCAAAAUAGGCAAGCCAGGUUUCAGCGUUCACAGCAACCUGCUGGUGCACAACAACCUGCCGCUGCUCGGGGUCGUGGCCAGCAAUCUGUUACACUCAGGAAAGAUGCUGCGGGUCGAGGAUCAAGGGGCCGUGGGGGGCGUGGUCAGUAA